AUGAAAAAAUGUUGGUUCCAUUCGAUGUUAUCCAAUGUGGAGUUAGAAUACAGGUGUAGGCUAAGUAAAUCAAUGGAUAAUCUUGGUCCUCUUGAAAAUACCAGUGUAAGUGAAGACCCGAUUCUAAAUGAUACAGAAAAAAACACCUAUAAUUGGAGUCAUAGUGACAGUAGUAAUGUUGAUCAUUUAGUCGGCGUUAGGGACAUUCGGAAUUUAAACGUGGAUGACACUUUUUUAGUUUUAGGUAGGGAUAAUAAAAAAGACGGUUAUUCCAUAUAUUUUGAUAUUGAAAAUCAAGUUUUUGGGAUUGACAAUAAUCAUUCUUUUUUGAGUAAAUUAGAAAAAGAAUUUUCUAGUUAUUGGAAUUCUAGUUAUUUAAAUAAGGGGUCUAGGAGUGACGAUUCCCACUAUGAUUAUUCUAUGUAUGAUAAUAAAUAUAGUUGGAAUAAUUACAUCAAUAGUUGCAUUGACAGUUAUCUUCGUUCUCAAAUCGGGAUUGCUAGUUCUAUUUUAAGUGGUAGUGAAAGUUACAGCGAAAGUUACAUUUCUACUUACAUUUUGGGUGAAAGUAGAAAUAGUAGUGAAACCGGGAAUUCCAGGCUAAGAACUAGCACGAACGGCAGCGAUUUCGCUCUAAGAGAAAAUUCUAAUGAUCUCGGCGUAACUCAAAAAUACAAGCAUUUGUGGGUUCAAUGUGAAAUUUGUUAUGGAUUAAAUUAUAAGAAAUUUUUUAAAUCAAAAAUGAAUAUUUGUGAACAAUGUGGAUAUCAUUUGAAAAUGAGUAGUUCAGAUAGAAUUGAACUUUCGAUUGAUCCAGGCACUUGGGAUCCUAUGGAUGAGGAGAUGUUCUCUCUGGAUCCCAUUGACUUUCAUUCAGAGGAGGAACCUUAUAAAGAUCGUAUUGAUUCUUAUCAAAAAAAGACAGGAUUAACCGAGGCCAUUCAAACCGGCAUAGGUCAACUAAACGGCAUUCCCGUAGCAAUUGGGGUUAUGGAUUUUCAGUUUAUGGGGGGUAGUAUGGGAUCGGUAGUAGGCGAGAAAAUUACUCGUUUAAUCGAGUAUGCUACCAAUCAAUUUUUACCUCUUAUUCUAGUGUGUGCUUCCGGAGGAGCACGCAUGCAAGAAGGAAGUUUGAGCUUGAUGCAAAUGGCUAAAAUUUCUUCCGCUUUAUAUGAUUAUCAAUCGAAUAAAAAGUUAGUUUAUGUAUCAAUCCUUACAUCUCCUACGACUGGUGGGGUGACAGCUAGUUUUGGUAUGUUGGGGGAUAUCAUUAUUGCUGAACCCAACGCCUACAUUGCAUUUGCAGGUAAAAGAGUAAUUGAACAAACAUUGAAUAAGACAGUACCUGAAGGUUCACAAGCGGCUGAAUUUUUAUUCCAUAAGGGCUUAUUCGAUCCAAUCGUACCACGUAAUCUGUUAAAGGGCGUUCUGAGUGAGUUAUUUCAGCUCCACGCUUUCUUUCCUUUGAAUCAUAACUUAAGUAGAACCUUAACUUAAGUUAAUAGUUAAUUAAAUUGAAUUCCUUAAAUUAUUUUCUUUCUGGCGAAUAACUAUUUAGAAUAAGUAUUUAUUUAUCGGAAUCAAAGGAAAAAUCCGAAGAAUGGAUUUUUUUUGGUGACAUAAGAGGAAAUUAUGGAAAGAAUCAUACAGAUAAUUUUUUUUUUACCGAUAUCCCUGAUUCCUAAUUAGGAAACCUCUAUGAACAAGAUAAAAGAGCGAAUUCUUUUUCCGCGAAAUUCAAUUGGGCAGGGUACAGGGUAGUAAAUUAAAUAAUAAAUAAAACGAAUUUCAUGUUCUUUUCUUCCUAUGUUCUUUUCUUCCUUUCGUAUUAUAUUAUAACUAUAAACUAUAACGAAUUUUGGAAUAAUUUAUAAGGGGAAGAAACUCUUUAUUAAAUUCAAAUUAUUAAAUUCAAAUUAUAAGACAAGAAAAAGAUAAUAGAAGAAUAACAAACAAGUGGAUUAUCAUACAUGUAUUUCAUGUAGAAAAAUGAAUAAGUCCAUUUAGUUAGUUCUAUAUUCCUUGCACUUUCUUAUAUAUACUCACUUAGAUAUACUUAGUAUAAUUAUAUAGGAAUUCUAAUAAUUUUAAGAGAUCCUUCUAUUUAAGAUAUCUUUCUAACAAUAUAAUAUAGUGAUAAUAGGUAAAAAGAUUAAUAUAACAAUAAAUAAAUAACAGGUACAAAUAUUAAAUCGAGGUGCCCAUUCUAUGACAAUUCUCAACAACUUACCCUCUAUUUUUGUGCCUUUAGUGGGCUUAGUAUUUCCGGCAAUUGCAAUGGCUUCUUUAUCUCUUCAUGUUCAAAAAAACAA
This is a messenger RNA of Populus trichocarpa (black cottonwood), 2312 nucleotides long. RefSeq names its product acetyl-coenzyme A carboxylase carboxyl transferase subunit beta, chloroplastic. Bases 1 to 1497 code for a protein of 498 amino acids. Gene Ontology annotation, biological process: fatty acid biosynthetic process. Gene Ontology annotation, molecular function: acetyl-CoA carboxylase activity. Gene Ontology annotation, cellular component: acetyl-CoA carboxylase complex. The transcript has a single exon. NCBI's taxonomy places the organism in Eukaryota, Viridiplantae, Streptophyta, Magnoliopsida, Malpighiales, Salicaceae. The record is from RefSeq and is a predicted model, not a curated record.